Glycine soja is the source of this 2230-nucleotide messenger RNA. RefSeq lists its product as uncharacterized. Gene Ontology annotation, biological process: protein ubiquitination. Gene Ontology annotation, cellular component: cytoplasm. Lineage: Eukaryota; Viridiplantae; Streptophyta; Magnoliopsida; Fabales; Fabaceae. The record is from RefSeq and is a predicted model, not a curated record. Gene Ontology annotation, molecular function: ubiquitin protein ligase activity. Bases 240 to 1922 code for a protein of 560 amino acids. The transcript is spliced from 2 exons.
AAUGGUUUAACACGACUAAAGAGGUGAUUUACCGAGAAACAACAAGAGAGAAAACGUCGUCGUGUUGUUUGGGGCGCGUGUUGACGAGACUGGCAGAGUCGCCGGCUGAGGAUUUGAUAGAAAGAAAGACAGAAAAAGGUUUCUUCUUCUUCAUAUUCGCCACUUCAAAUUUCACAUUCCUUUGGUGCUUCCUUCGUAGAUCCCACUCUCUCUGCUUCUUCGCUUUACCUCACUCUCAGAUGGCUGUGAAUUUUGGGAAUAUCUUGUUUACGUCGUCUCAGUCUAGCUCACAGGUUCAUGGGGUCACUGAUUCUGUCCAGGUUGCAGUGUGUUCUCUUUGUCAAAAGGCCCUAUCACCUGAUAAUGAGAUGGCAAGCGAUCUUGCUAGCAGUGGUGUGUGUGGUGAUUGUAAAUUUUUGUUACUUGAAGACUUUGGGAAUCAUACACUUACCCAAAGCUCACGAUGGAGGCUUAGAGGAAGAUUCAGGCACAACAGUUCUGAAUCCGUUGAGAAUAAUUUCUCACAGCAGAUCCCCCAUGUGGUUAAUACUGUGAGGCAACAUCAGUCAGCUGCUUCUGGGGAGGAUGAUCAACUUGUAGAUGGUGAUACCCCUGCUUGGUCAUUGCAAUAUGCUAGUGCACAUACUACCCCUAGUGGGUCUAGAAGGUGGAGGCAGGUUCUCUCUGACACUGACAGUGAUGGUUUUGAUAAUUGGAAUUCUCUUUAUGGCGAAAAUGAAUCAAGUGCAAGUUUUAGACAGUACAGGCUUCCCCAUGGCGAGACUGAUUCUUUCUCCCACAGUGCUUAUGGAGGUGACUCAGAUAUCUCUAUGGAUACUCAUAGUUUUGUAGGCACUAGAGUCUUAAAUUUUCCAGAUGAGGGAGAUGAGUUUGACAGUGACACUGACAUAGAUCCAAUGCAUGCUGGUCUCAGCCAAUGGAUUUCUACUGAUGAAGACGAUGAAGAGGAGGAAGAGGAAGAAGAAGAAGAGGAGGAGGAGGAGGAGGAUAGGGAAUGGGAAUUAGCUGAGGCUGAGGAAGCUGAAGCCACAUCCCACCUUCAAAUUUUUUUCACCUCUAGUCCAAGUGAGAGCAGGGAUCACAUUAAUUCUACUGAAUCUGGGGGAAUGUUUAGCCAGAUAAUCCGGGAGACCUGGCAUGCUUUUGAGGAUGUUGAUUUACCUCAUGGAGCAAACUUUGGGGAUUAUCUUGAUGCUAGAGGUUUUGAAGAUCUGCUUGAGCAUCUUGCUGAGAAUGACAGCUCAAGACGAGGAGCACCUCCUGCUGCUGUGUCUUUUGUGAAUAAUCUGCCACGUGUAGUCAUUGGCAAGGAAAAUGAGAAGCACGGGGAACUAGUUUGUGCCAUUUGCAAGGAUGUCUUGACACCCGGCACUGAAGUCAAUCAACUUCCAUGCUCUCACCUUUAUCACAACAAUUGUAUUUUUCCGUGGUUGAGUGCACGAAAUUCAUGCCCUCUUUGUCGGUAUGAACUUCCAACUGAUGAUAAGGAUUAUGAAGAGGGAAAGCAGAACAUUGAUAGUAGAAAUGUGAUCCAUGAGAGGCAGAGAAUAGAUGUAACAGAUGAUAGUUCUUCUGAUGUUUCUGAUGGAGAUGAGGUGAAUGAAGAAACUGGUAGUAGUCAAGGUGGAAUACAGCAGGGACUUCUGAGCUCAGGUUCUACCAUGAAUUCUUCUGCAACAAGAAGUGGUAGAGGAAGAUGGUUUUUUCUUGCUGCAGCUCCAAUUGUUAGUCUAGUGGGCAUUGUUCUUGUCUUGUGGUUAGGUAAUAACAACUCUCAGAUUGAAGGAAGUAGACAUCUGGGCGUUCACUACUUAUCCGGGCAAAAUCAGCACACCAUUCAUGCUUAUUCCUCUCCAAACCAGAGGGAGGGUAGAAGCAGAAGGUGGUGGUGCCCAUUCUAAGUGCUUCUUGAUUUGUCUAUCAAUAUGCCUCAUGAUGGCCACUUGGGAUGAAAUUUUUAACUGACUCAUGGCGUGCCUUUUGUCCUCAGUCCUCACUAAUUCAAGAAGACAUGUACAGAUUUUAGUUUGUAAUAUCGUAUCUGCUUUUGUUUCUUGUUUCCUUUUUUUCCUAGUUUGUGCUUCAAGGACCUUAUGUCUAAAUAUUUGAUUAUCUAUUGAUGUCUAAAUAUUUGAUCAUCUAUUGAUGUUUUAAUGUGUUAGACCUCAUUCAAUUUUGGAAAGCACCAUUAUCCCUAUUAUUAUUAUAA